Molecule: messenger RNA, 882 nt
Organism: Volvox carteri f. nagariensis
Lineage: Eukaryota; Viridiplantae; Chlorophyta; Chlorophyceae; Chlamydomonadales; Volvocaceae
Exons: 4
Biological process (GO): transmembrane transport; nucleotide transport
Source: RefSeq, a predicted model, not a curated record
CUUUACGCUGGACUUGGUCCCAAUGUGGUCGAGUCUGCGCUCUCCAGCGGCGUUUACUUCUUCUUCUACAGCAAGCUGCGGGAACAAGCCGUCGCCUGGUCGAAGCGUGGCAACAGCGUUGCCGGCGCUGAGAGCCGCAGCAAGGACAUUGGCGUCUUGGCGUCCUUGCUGGUGGCCACCAUAGCUGGCGCUUGUAACCAGCUGAUCACGAUGCCGGCAUCUGUGGUGGCGACGCGCAUGCAGGUAAGUCUGGGCCCAGGCAAACAAGAACCGGAAUGUGUUAUGGAUUGUCUCCUGGCGGGUGUCAACUCGAAGCGGCGGCCGCCGUCCACCAGGGAAACCAUCAACUCGGUGUUCAAGGAGGGCGGCCUGGGGGCAUUUUGGAAGGGUCUGCUGCCCAGCAUGAUUCUGUUGGCCAACCCCGCAGUGCAGUACAUGCUGUUUGAGAAGAUCAAGGCGAUACUCAAGCUCCGUACCGCUGCUGGUGCUACAUCCGUUGAGUUGUCUGCUGGUGAAGUUUUCUUAGCCGGCGCCCUCGCCAAGAUUGGCGCGACGGUAGUGACAUACCCGCUGAUCGUGAUCAAGGCACGGCUGCAGGCGUCGUCAUCGGCGUCGGUCGGUAAGGGUCAUGGUGGCGCGGCGGCGUACCGCGCCACAACAUGGGGUGUCAUGGUUGACACAGCCCGCAACGAGGGCCUGGGCGGAUUCUUCAAGGGCCUGCGUGCCAAGAUCCUGCAGACAGCACUCAACGCUGCACUGAUGCUCAUGCUGAAGGAACAGCUGCACGAGGUAACGAAGAGGGAGCUGACGCGCCUGGCGCCGGCGCCACCUUCCGUGCCAGCGGCGGCGGCUGUGGUCAGGGCUCCAUCUGCUGCCGGUUAA